Molecule: messenger RNA, 840 nt
Organism: Glarea lozoyensis ATCC 20868
Lineage: Eukaryota; Fungi; Ascomycota; Leotiomycetes; Helotiales; Helotiaceae
Exons: 2
Coding region: 1-840 (279 amino acids)
Source: RefSeq, a predicted model, not a curated record
AUGCCAUCAUGUGCUCAAACUUGUUUCAAUGGAGCCGUUGACCUUUCCGGAUGUGCAGCUGACGACAACUUGUGCCAAUGCGGACCCGCGAGUGAAACGACAAAUGUGCAAAAUUUCCUGACAACCUGCCUGGCGCAAUCAUGUACAUCAACUGAAAUAAGCGACUAUCAGACUUGGGCCAUCUCGACCUGUCUAGACGUUGCUCUGUCUGUCCUUUCAGCAUCAGUUUCGAGCAUGACCGCUUUCUACCCAGCUACCGCGACAGCAGGUGCCGGACUUACAACAUCGAGAAGGACUAAUCCAACAACCACCGUUACUACCCGUCCCUCAGCUGCGGCAAGCAGCAGUACGCCCAAGCCGAAGAGGGUCAGCAUUGGACUGAUUAUCGGCGUGGUCAUCGGCGCAAUAUUUGUACUUGGUUUCAUCUCCAUGGCUGUUAUAUUCUGUCUGUGGAGACACAGUAAAUCAAAAGCCAAAAAGCGAGUUCUAAAGCCGCAGCAGAGUCAGCAGAAUCACCAAGUACAGCCGUUGAUGGCGCCUUCGCAGACCCAAUUGCAGCCACAGUUUGCACAAUAUCAGGUUCCACAGUCGACUGAACAGAAAACUCCAGUACAGAUCAUAGCUCAACCUGUGCAUAUUCCGCAAAGCCCACCACAAGUGCCUAUAGUUCCACAUAACAAAUUCGAAACUCCUCCGAACAAUACAGUUGAAAUGGAGGGCGAAGGCCGCAAAAGCUUCGUUGAGAUUGGAGGCACAGAAACGGUGAUUAGGGGAGACGCCCAAAGACCUGCUGAGUUGGGGUCGGAUUGGAGCCGAGGAGGACAAAAUCAUCAUCCAUAA